CCUUGAAAACUAUUUAACACAUUGAUCGAGAGAGUUGCCCAGUUGUCGUGCCUAGUUAGAGCUAUUCCCCUAACAUAGGUAUCCACCCCGCGUUUCUAGGUCACAGAUGCCAUCCGCAAGCCUCGCGGCGCAUUCGCUACUCACCAACAACACACCCGGCAGCGUCGCGGCACGCGGACGAUAGCCCUCUCGCUCAAGUCGUAUACCUACCCACCCUUUUACCACCACACGUGUCCGACGAAUCUCUCCCCGCCGCCACGAAGCCCGCCCGGAAUGCCGUAUAACAACACGGCCAUCCCCCCUCGCAAGGAGGCGACGGGGCAGACGCAGCUCCCGCUCUCGCGCGUGAAGAAGAUCAUCGCGCAGGACCAGGACAUCCACAUGUGCUCGAACAACGCGGCCUUCAUCAUCACGCUCGCCACCGAGAUGUUCAUCCAGCACCUCGCAGCCGAGGGCCUCAACACGGCGAAGCUGGAGCGCAAGCCGCGGCGCAACAUCCAGUACAAGGACCUGGCGGGCGCGGUCGCGCGGCACCCGAACCUCGAGUUCCUCGAGGACGUGGUGCCGAAGACGGUGCCGUUCCGGCAGGCCAAGGCGCACGCGCUCGCCGUGCGCGCCCAGCUCAACGGCGGCGGCGGCGGCAGCGGCACUACUGGCGCGGCGGCGCCGCCGCCCCCCGCCGUCGUCGUCGAGGGCGCCCCCGAAGCCGGCAGCGCCGCUGCUGCUGCCGCCCGCAGGCCCCCCGGCGCCAAGAAGCACAAGCCCAGCGGCACCGCGACCCGCUCCGGCCUCAACGGGGCCGGAGGAGGAGGAGGAGGAGGAGGAGGAGGCGGCCCCGGCUCCUUCGUGGGCGCUAGUGGUGCCCGCAUCGUGAGCGACGACGAGAGCCCGGCCGACCCCGCGGACCAGCUGCGCAGCGAGAUGCGGCAGGCGCGAGGGGGCGCCGGCAUAGGAGGAGGAGGAGGAGGCGACGUGCACAUGACCGGGUAGGUCGUCUGAUAGGAGAGGAAGACCGAUCGGGCGGAGAGGUGGGGGUUGCUGGACGGGAGACGGCGACGAGGAGGGCGAGGAAGCGCUGGCUACCGACGAACCAACGGGCGAGGUCUCAUGGGCAAAAGGCGGACACGCCGCUAGUAUAUAAUACGCAUCCGUACAACUCACGAACACCGCUAUGACGAUGAUAACUACCGAGACUGGACGGACGCGCAGUACAAAAGUAAGAGGUCGAUGCUCCUAACUUGAGGGCGGCA
Messenger RNA from Durotheca rogersii, 1250 nucleotides. RefSeq lists its product as uncharacterized. Bases 274 to 990 code for a protein of 238 amino acids. Lineage: Eukaryota; Fungi; Ascomycota; Sordariomycetes; Xylariales; Xylariaceae. Gene Ontology annotation, molecular function: protein heterodimerization activity. Gene Ontology annotation, cellular component: CHRAC; nucleus. The transcript is spliced from 3 exons. The record is from RefSeq and is a predicted model, not a curated record.